Molecule: messenger RNA, 3822 nt
Organism: Zonotrichia leucophrys gambelii
Lineage: Eukaryota; Metazoa; Chordata; Aves; Passeriformes; Passerellidae
Gene: CDYL
Product: chromodomain Y like
Exons: 8
Coding region: 434-2104 (556 amino acids)
Cellular component (GO): nucleus
Molecular function (GO): transcription corepressor activity
Source: RefSeq, a predicted model, not a curated record
GCGCUCGGGUGCGCGCGCGCCGGGCUGUGUGAGGGCGAGCCGGGAGAGCGAGCGAGUUGCGCAGCUGCCGUGCGCGCACCCCCCCCCGCCGCCGCCGCCGCCGCCGCCGCCGCCAGCGCCAGCAGCAGCAGCAGGGGCAGGAACAGGAGCACCUCACUGGCAUUUAACGAGCGGAGCUGCUAGUUGCGCUGGAGAGAGACGCGCAGGGAGGAGGAGGAAGAAGAAGAGGAGGAGGAGGACGGGAAGAGGAGAAGAAGGAGGGGAAGAGGAGGAGAAGAGGAGGAGGAGGAGGAGAAGAAGAAGAAAAAGAAGAAGAAGAAGAAGAAGAAGAAGAAGACGAGGAGGGAGAGGAGGAGGAGGCCAAACGGACACCAACUGAAACAAAAGUAUUUCCAAACCGGCACCCAACUCCACCUUGUGAGGCUCCCACAGCAUGGCUUCCGAGGAACUCUACGAGGUAGAGAGAAUUGUUGACAAGAGGAAAAACAAGAAAGGAAAAACAGAGUAUUUGGUGCGAUGGAAAGGAUACGACAGCGAAGAUGAUACUUGGGAGCCAGAACAGCACCUUGUCAAUUGUGAGGAAUAUAUACAUGAAUUUAACAGACGCCACAAUGAAAAGCAGAAAGAAAGCACAUUAACCAGGACAAACAGGACCUCUCCAAAUAAUGCCAGAAAACAAAUUUCUAGGUCUACCAAUAGUUCUUUUUCAAAGACAUCUUCUAAAUCUUUAGUUAUGACUAAAGAACACGAGUCAAAAAAUAGUCAACUUUUUUCUGCCACACAGAAGUUCCGGAAAAACAAUUCACCGUCGCUUUCUGGACGUAAAAAUAUGGACCUUGCAAAAUCAGGUAUUAAAAUCCUAGUGCCCAAAAGUCCAAUUAAGAGCCGGACAACAGUUGAUGGCUUCCAGAAUGAAAGUCCAGAUAAAAUGGACCAUAUAGAGCAAGAUCAAGAUGACUCUGUAGCACCAGAAGUAGCAGCAGAAAAACCAGUGGGAGCUUUGUUAGGACCUGGUGCAGAGCGUGCUAGGAUGGGGAGCCGACCAAGGAUACAUCCAUUAGUGCCACAAUUGCCAGUGCCAGUAACAGCCACAAUUGCGUCAGCAUUAACAAUAAAUGGAAAAGCAUCUCCCUGUAUUCUUCCCAGUGUUCUUUACUUCCUAUUUUCUUGUACACCCACCUUUAUGGAAGCAUUAGCAGCCAAUGGUACAACCAACAUCCAGACAUCUGUGACAGCCAGCAAGCGAAGGUUUAUUGAUGACAGGAGAGAUCAGCCCUUUGAUAAAAGGCUGCGUUUCAGCGUGAGGCAAACGGAGAGCGCGUACCGGUACAGAGACAUUGUUGUCAGGAAACAAGAUGGAUUCACACACAUUUUGCUAUCAACAAAAUCGUCUGAAAAUAAUUCAUUAAAUCCAGAGGUAAUGAAGGAAGUCCAAAGUGCACUGAACACAGCAGCUGCAGAUGACAGUAAACUUGUGCUGUUCAGUGCAGUUGGUAGCAUUUUCUGCUGUGGUCUUGAUUUUAUUUAUUUUAUACGACGUUUAACGGAUGAUAGAAAAAAGGAAAGCACUAAGAUGGCAGAAGCUAUUAGGAAUUUUGUGAAUACUUUUAUUCAGUUUAAGAAGCCUAUCAUUGUAGCAGUAAAUGGCCCAGCCAUUGGACUUGGAGCAUCUAUAUUGCCUCUGUGUGACGUGGUCUGGGCCAACGAGAAGGCCUGGUUUCAGACACCAUACACUACUUUUGGACAAAGUCCAGAUGGAUGUUCAUCCCUUACAUUCCCUCGGAUUAUGGGCCUGGCUUCUGCCAAUGAAAUGUUGUUCAGUGGAAGGAAGCUGACGGCGCAGGAAGCUUGUGCCAAAGGACUCGUCUCCCAAGUGUUCUGGCCAGGAACAUUCACACAGGAAGUAAUGGUUCGAAUUAAAGAACUUGUCACAUGUAAUUCAGUUGUACUUGAAGAAUCCAAAGCUUUAGUACGGAACAUCAUGAAGGUGGACUUGGAACAAGCAAAUGAAAAGGAGUGUGAAGUUUUGAAGAAAAUCUGGGGCUCAGCACAAGGGAUGGACUCAAUGUUAAAAUAUCUGCAGAACAGAAUUGAUGAAUUCUGAUGAGAUGCCCAUGACACUGGAAUUGUAUUUCUUGGACAUCAGGGCAAGCAAAAUAAGCCCAUUUUAAAAACCCUUAUAUAAACUAACCCCUUGCUCAGCUUGGGAACAGGAGUGGACACACCCCCCUCCCCUUUUAUUGUCAAGGGGUUUAAAAGUACUGUAUCUCUUAAAUUUGAACAAAACUCCUUUCUCCCUGAUUGUUACAUGCAGAUGUAUACACACACAAGUGUAUGUGUGUGCAUAUAUCUAUAUAUGUCUUUUAUAUAUAUAUAUAUUUAUAUAUAUAUAUAUAGAUAUAAAUGUAAUAUGUGUGAGAGUGUGUAUGUAGACACACACACACACUAGGUUAAAAAUGAUAGAGUGCACUACCAAACAUCUCUUUAAAAGCUCUAGUUUUUGUUAUCUUUGGCUAGUACUGUAUCAAAUAGAGAAUUAAUUAAAAAGUGAAUGGUGUUGCAUUAUUUUCUGUGUGGCAGGGAAGUCUGGAGUAAUGCUUUUCUUUUUCAUGAGAAUAUAGAAUUGAAACGGGUAUUAGCCAGCCCUUGCUUUCUCUGCCCAACGAGUCAGCUUAGAGAGAAGGUAUUGUCUCAGAAGAAGGUUGAAAUACCUCAAGUAAUGGAACAUUCUGAAACUUUGGGGUAAAUAAACCCUAUUAUGCUUAAAUCACACAUAUCCCCAAAAAGAGAGUGUGCUCAGGAUUAAUGCUAAGGAAACACUCUGUUAUUUUUUGGGGGGGAGGUAUGGAGGGGUGGGAGGAAGGGGCAGGAUUCUUACCCAGACAGCAUGAAGAAACCACUGUCUCUUAGGGAAGGGAAUGAGGGAGAGCCAGAGGGAAAUGGAAGGGGGAAGGAAGGAAAACAAAACAAAAAAAAACCAACACAAAAAAGCUUGUUUUGCAGUAUUAGUGAAUCACUGAAUAUCUUAUGUAUGAAUAUCCUAAGUUAUAAGUUAGUUUUAGUGGGUUUUUAAAAAGCCUCUUUGGGUUGUUGUUUGUUUGUUUGGGGGUUUUUAUUUGUUUAUUUUGGUUUUUUUAAUAACUACAUAAGUGCUCCUGUUGCUGGGUGAAAAUACUACUUUAUAUACAGUUUGGGGUUUUUUUUUGGUUCUUUUUUCCUAUUUGCUGGUUUAAUUGAUGUAUUACACCAAAAAUGCAUUUUAUGUUCAUAAAUUUUAGGUUCACUUAGAAUAUAUUAUUUAAUAAGUUAAAAUUCUUUUGGCACACUAUUAAGUAAAAAAAAAAACUCUUUAAAAAAAAACUACCUUAUAUUAGAUGUUUAAUGUUCUUUGUCUAUGCUUUUUUAUUAUUUGAAAUAUACACUAUAUGCAGUAUGGUGUAAAAGAGUGCCCUGUGUAAAUAGACCUAUUUUGCAUUCCUUUCAGGAGUGGUUAUUGAUUCCUGACUGCAGAUAUCUAUUACUUGGGUAUCUGUGCUUGCAAUCUUAUUGAAUGUAUUAUGAAGAAUGAAAAUUAAAUCAAACCUUAUUUUUGUACAGUUUUGAACUUUUUACUUGGAACUGACCCACCUCCCCUUCCCAGUGGAGAGCUGUACAGUGUGUAAAUCUGCCUUUACCUUGAAUUGGUACAGUAUUUUUGCAUCUGUGGGACCUACUUCUUUGUUCUAGUAGUUUGAACUAUAUAUAAACUGUACAAUCUGUAAAGUUUUUAUAGAAUAAAUAUUCAGCUGUGAAAACUGGUUAAAUAAAACUAAUAUUUCUUAA